AUGGAACUUCAGAAACAAAGUAAAUCCAGAAGCAAGAUCUUGAAAUUCUUACCCAAAGCAGCGUCUGCAGUUUACUUUCACGGCGCUUCCUACAGCCCUAAGCACAAACCUCACGGCGGUCGGGGGGUAGGGUUCUCCGGCCCGCUUAUUCCGGACGAAGCUCGGAGAAAGCCGAGGAACAACGUCGGAGGCAGCAGCUUCGGGAGCGUAGAUGAAGUCGAACCCACAUCGCCGAAGGUUUCGUGCAUGGGACAGAUCAAGAAGAAGAAAGAACAACACCAACAAAUCAAGAAGACAAAACGCGAAGGUUUACCUCCUAGAAAUCAAUCAAAGGAUUCAAAGGAAACAAAACCUAGCAGGGAAGUAAAGAAGCACGCGUCUACGUUUCGAAGGAUGUUUAGCGGUGUGAAUUCAAGACGAAAAUCCGAUGCCGACGUUGAUGAUCUUAAAACCAAUAAGGCGGCGGGGCUUCCGGAUAGAGCGCCGUCGUUGAGUCAGAUGCGGCGGUUUGCGAGCGGAAGAGGGAAGGCUAUUGCCAACUUUGAUUGGCAAGCGCCGCUGGCCAAGGUGGCGCCACGUCACGAUGACGAUAACAACCAGAAUUAUCAUUCGGACGAAGACGGAGAAUAUAGUGAUCACGAAGAUCACGAGCGUGAGCAUACAAAAAUCGCUUUCUCGGCGCCGUUGACGAUAGGCGGGUCGCCGGGAGGUGACGUGGCGUUGCAGCCAAGGAAAGAGAUUAAUCUAUGGAAGAGAAGAACCAUGGCUCCGCCGAGUCCUCUACAAGUUAAAGCACAGUGA
Fragaria vesca subsp. vesca is the source of this 801-nucleotide messenger RNA. RefSeq lists its product as uncharacterized. Bases 1 to 801 code for a protein of 266 amino acids. The record is from RefSeq and is a predicted model, not a curated record. Lineage: Eukaryota; Viridiplantae; Streptophyta; Magnoliopsida; Rosales; Rosaceae. The transcript has a single exon.